Messenger RNA from Mytilus trossulus (common blue mussel), 921 nucleotides. RefSeq lists its product as uncharacterized. NCBI's taxonomy places the organism in Eukaryota, Metazoa, Mollusca, Bivalvia, Mytilida, Mytilidae. The record is from RefSeq and is a predicted model, not a curated record. The coding region runs from base 1 to 921 and encodes 306 amino acids. The transcript is spliced from 2 exons.
AUGGAGGUUGUGUAUCUAGGGGCUCAACAUAUAGGGGUUAUAAUAGAAAAGCCAUCAGUAUAUGAUAACUGUAUUAAGACCAUUGCUAGUCUGCGUUUAGAGAAUCAACAACUUUAUACAGAGCUAAAUAGAUUUCAAGUUGAAAACACACAUCUGAAAACAAAACUGCUCAACCUAAAAUUUGAAGAUAGUGCAGUGGCUACAGACAGCAAGACAAUAUUUUAUACCGGUAUUCCGUCUAAAGCUUUAUUUAUGUGGGUUUUGAGUUUUUGUACUACUGUGCUUGCUUCUUCUCGUGUCGUCUCUCCAAAAGGUGUGUUACUGUGUCUACUCAUUAAGCUCAGACUAAUUCUACAUUUAGAAGACAUUGCUUUCCGCCUGAAUAUUUCAAAGACAACCGUGUCAGACAUUCUCAACCAAGGAUUACCUGCCCUAGCCAAGAAGUUGAACUUUUUAGUACAGUGGCCAGACAAAGACAGUCUUAUCAAGAACAUGCCAGUGAUUUUCAAAAAGACUUAUCCUCGAUGUGUAAGCAUUAUAGAUUGUUUUGAGGUUUUUAUAAAUCGACCAGGUCACCUUACAGCAAGAGCUCAAACAUGGUCCAACUACAAGCACCACAACACAAUUAAGUUUCUCGUUUCCAUAACCCCAACUGGUGUCAUAUCAUAUGUUUCAAGAGCAUUCGGUGACAGGACAUCAGACAAAGUCAUUACUCAACGCAGUGGAUAUCUAGACAAAUUAGAACAUAGUGACCAAGUUUUAGCUGACCGUGGAUUUUUGAUUUCAGAAGAAUUAGCUAGUCACGGAGCUACUUUGAUAAUCCCAGCAUUUACUCGUGGCAAAUCUCAACUUAGUGCAAAAGAAAUUGAACUCACAAGACAGAUUGCCCAUGUACGUAUACAUGUUGAACGUACCAUAUAG